AACACUUCCAACUGACUUUCGCCAUGGCGCCUAUCUCAGAGGAGAGAAAAGCAAAGCGGAAAGCGCGAAGACGAGUUAAGAGAAGAGAAGUUGCUGUGGAAAGAGAGAUGCAGCUCCAGGCCGAACUGGAAAAUGCGCAGGCGAAGCUUGCGGAGAAGGAGAAGGAGCUAGAGGACAGCCGGCUGGCCAUCAUGCUCAAGGAAAGAGAGAUUGACAACAUGAGGUUCACCUUGGCCAUUCAACCGUUCAUGCCAAAGCUCCCCAAAAUCGACCUCACCGAUUUGGCUGAUCCAGCCAACGGCCAGUCCUGUCUGGGCGAAGGGAGCUUCGGGAAAGUCUAUCUAAAGAGAUUGCGAAGUGCCAACAACAGCUACGUUGCUGUGAAGGAGGUGGCCCCUACCAGUGCGGCUCGCUCUGGUCUGCGAAUGGAGGCGACUCUUCAGGCUAGGGUCUGCCACAAGCCGUGGUUCCCCUAUGUUUUCGGGGUGAACCUGGAUGUGGCAGCGCCCAUUCUAGUGCAGGAGUUCAUCUCCUGUAAAGCAGGAUCUGUAAGCGCUGUGACUCUGCUGGCUGCCCUGAACGACCAGGCCUUGCUACUCCUCAAGACCUACCAGUUUGUGUGGAUUCUGGUAGAGGUGGCAAAGGGCCUGGCCUAUUUGCACGCCGCCAGAAUCCUACACAAUGACCUGAAGACUGACAAUGUGAUGGUUGGACGUGUCGGUAAGGAUGGCAUCAGGGCCAAAAUCAUUGAUUUUGGGUCUGCCUGUCUCCUUGACCGUCCAUCAUCCUUCACCAUGUCAGGGACCAUGUCGUCCCACAUUGCUCCAGAGGUGGCCAGAGGAGGGAAGACCAGCUGCUACUCUGACGUCUUCAGCUACGGAAAGCUGACCGAAGACGUCGAGAAGGCAGUGAGAACAGGACACCUCCAGACUAUCAUCACAGCCUGUGUGCACUGUCCACUAGCUGAGAACCGGCCCAGCAUGGACAAUGUAGUGAAGAUGCUGGAGACAGCAUGCCACCACUAGGGGGUGCAGACAACUACAUGGCGUAAUGUUAUAAGUUAUACCUUACCCUCCAACAACUCGACUUGUGAUGCAUACUUUCUCCAAAGGUUGCAGUCUAAGAUUGUCCGUCUUAGUGUAGUUUAUGGCCUGCCCCUGGGGUGGGUGCCCCUAGGAGCCCAUGACAUAGCUGUUUUGGUUGUUCUUUUGUUGUUCUUUUGUUAUAUAUUAUACCAUAUAUUUAUAUAGUAAUCUAUUCGUGUAUAUAUCAGCAUUUCUACACAGUCCAUUAUACGAGAGUACAUUGUUUUUGGGAGAUGGAGUAACAAUACAAUCAUGAGCAAGACAUGUUCGCUUGUAGGCUUUUACAUUUUGUAUAUCUAGCAUAUUUAACCCUCCAUCCUGGUUUACAUUUUGUAUAUCUAGCAUAUUUAACCCUCCAUCCUGGUACUAUAUAUAUAUCGCUUGUAGGCUUUUACAUUUUGUAUAUCUAGCAUAUUUAACCCUCCAUCCUGGUACUAUAUAUAUAUAUCGCUUGUAGGCUUUUACAUUUUGUAUAUCUAGCAUAUUUAACCCUCCAUCCUGGUUUACAUUUUGUAUAUCUAGCAUAUUUAACCCUCCAUCCUGGUACUAUAUAUAUAUAUCGCUUGUAGGCUUUUACAUUUUGUAUAUCUAGCAUAUUUAACCCUCCAUCCUGGUUUACAUUUUGUAUAUCUAGCAUAUUUAACCCUCCAUCCUGGUUUACAUUUUGUAUAUCUAGCAUAUUUAACCCUCCAUCCUGGUACUAUAUAUAUAUCGCUUGUUGUAAGGCUUUUACAUUUUGUAUAUCUAGCAUAUUUAACCCUCCAUCCUGGUUUACA
Molecule: messenger RNA, 1861 nt
Organism: Branchiostoma floridae (Florida lancelet)
Lineage: Eukaryota; Metazoa; Chordata; Leptocardii; Amphioxiformes; Branchiostomatidae
Product: probable serine/threonine-protein kinase At1g01540
Exons: 3
Coding region: 24-1025 (333 amino acids)
Biological process (GO): protein phosphorylation
Molecular function (GO): ATP binding; protein kinase activity
Source: RefSeq, a predicted model, not a curated record